AUGGAGCCGGCUCCAAACCAUGUCCCUGGGCCUGAUGUCCCCCGAAUCGAGCAGAACAUUCCUUUGACACCUUUCCUCGAACGUCCAGCACCUUACACCUCUGAGCAUCAACUGUGGCCGCUGCUAGACACAUCAUUAGAUCCACUCGCGCUGAGGCGAUGGCCAUCGGAACCUGAAAUCUUCAGUUCAGUGCCAACCCAACAACCUGCAAGGCCAUCUCUCCACUACAGGCGUUUACGGAGACUCGAGUGUCGUGUCAUUGCCACCGUGCCAGGGCCUACUCUCGCUAGCAUUGGCAUCGAUAGACAGGACACUCCACGAAACUUGAGCUCCCUCGACAGCAUCUUGGAUUCCCCCGAACGACCCACCGCUCGACCAUUAUUGCUUCCAACUCCACACUCGAGCGUCUUUCCACCAACGCCAUGGGGGUUCGCGGCUGAAGAGAAUGCCGAACCGAGUGCAGGCUGGAACAACAACAGCACUCAUGCCAGUACACCUGAUAGAGUAUCGUCUGCAAACACUGGAUCAUCCACCCCAGUUACCUCACGGUUGCGAUCUCCAUUCGACAGACGCAAUGCUCUGGCGGAUAUCAGGUCGCCGCUACCAACAAAUGUUGAUCAUGAGGGUGAGUCAGGGCAGAGCGACUUGGGACAUCCUUCAGAGCAUACGAACGAAGACGACGCUUUACAAGCCCCACCCCAAUGCGAGCUCAAAAAGAAGUGCCGGACUUCAAGAUUCGUGGAGCAUCUCGAUAUUAGUGCUCCGCCGCAGUACUUCGAUAGGGGGGAGCUGCACGACAGUGGAUAUGAUGGUGAUGAUGAGGAGAGUGCUUGA
Messenger RNA from Zasmidium cellare ATCC 36951, 834 nucleotides. RefSeq lists its product as uncharacterized. Lineage: Eukaryota; Fungi; Ascomycota; Dothideomycetes; Mycosphaerellales; Mycosphaerellaceae. Bases 1 to 834 code for a protein of 277 amino acids. The record is from RefSeq and is a predicted model, not a curated record. The transcript has a single exon.